AUGCAUGCCAUACGGCAGAAAUGCCGUCCCAAGCAUCAGGUUCUUAUACUGAAAUGCUAUCCCAAGACAACAAAGGGGGCAGUCGAUGUCAAGCCAAAUUCAAGCGAAUUGAGUUAUCUCUUGUUUUACGCCACGACACGAAGGAGCAAGGUGCAAAAGGUCGGGGAAUUUCUGGAGAAGAAGACCGCAAGUGAUGUUUGGAGAGCUAGAAUAGGAAAUGUACAGGUUACCCUCCAGAUUCUGGCAGCCUUAAUCGAAAAAGCACCCCGAGACCUACCUCUGUAUGCGCCUUACGUUCUUAAGAUUUUCAAUAUCAUACUUCGUGCGCAAGAUGUCACCAUGGUGGAAUCCUCAAUCCCCACUUUCCAGGUCUUCUGCGAGAAUCAUGACAUGGCAAGUCUUUCCGCGGAUCAGGAAUACCUCCACCAAUACGAGGAAAUCGUGCGAAUUUACGCGUCAUUCGCCUCUACAAGAACACAGACAAGCAGUAACCCUCAGAGCGCGCCGGUCGCUAUUAGAUGGAGGGGUCUUGGCUUACAAGCUGUCAAGAGCGUCGCAUCUUCCGAAGCUUUGUCUACAGUGGCGGGAAGACAACUAGACGUUAUCGUGCCGAUACUGUUAGAGAAUAUUUGGACGGAUAAUGAGGACUUCAUUGAUAUAUUACAACAACGAGCUGAGACAGAAGAUCACAUUGGAACAGAAAAGUCAUUGUUAAAGAGAAGAGCAAGCAAUGCGACGGCCAGAACAGCUGAUACAGAAGGAGAGAAUGCUACCCCUUUACCUGGAACAACUGCAGACGUAGAUAAAUUGGCAGAGGAAAACGUUGGUGUUUUAGCUACACAAUGUUUGAAACAAAUCUUUGUCGUCAACAAUCGAGCUCAGAUACAUGGAGCUACGACAGCCGUAUUAAAGUUUAUUGCAGACCGAGUUUCCCAGAAAGAAUCUGUCAUUGAGAAUGGUCCAAACGACAAUUGCAAAGGAUGGGCACCACGCAUUUUUGAAAUGAUAGCCAGAUGGACUCCAGUUCAAGAUCGAUAUGUCAUUCUGGUGACGGCCAUGGAUAGUUUGGUGCGGGCUGACCAAGUUGAGGCCACUCUUAUGCAACAGCUUGUUCUUGCAACCAUGGUAGACUCUUUACUCAGAUCCGAUAUCAACCUGAUAGGAUUAAGCGUAAUGGAUGUUUUACUUGGGCUGAUACAGCACAUAUUGAUAGUUCUCCAACUGGGAAAUGUCGGUGGGCCUCAUCUUCAGCCAGACAACGGAGCCGAUGAAAAAGUCGAUGCUGGUGCUUUGCAUGCGUCAAUUGCAUCCGAACCCGCUCUUGUACCAACAGGCACUAGGAAGGAUCUUUUAGCCCGUUUACAGAAUUGUCUAGGAAAUUUGGCCACGCACGUUUACUAUGCAGAUCAAAUAUCUGACAUGGUAUCAGCGAUCUUAUUACGUUUGAAACCUUCGACACUAUCACCAGUUCCCAGCACUGCUGCAGCAAUUGAAGAUCCAAAAUCUGCUACAGAGGCUCUGUUGUCUGGUACUAAUAUGACCGAAGAUCCUAAUACUGAUGGAUUUUUUUCGUUUGAUACAGCCAAGAUCACAGCUCUGGAAUCAAUAAAGUUGAUUCUCCUUGUGGCAAGUCAAAAGACUAUGACUGCUGGAAAUCUGGGACGAAAUAGAGUUCCAAUCAAGACUUGGGAAGGUACACAAUGGUUAUUACGUGACACGGAUGGGCGUGUGAGAAGAGCGUACGCUGAUGCAUUAUUGACGUGGCUUGAUCGGGAAGUCACCAAGACUGAUCAGCAAAUCUUUGAUGAUAAGCCGAAGGGAUUGGCGAAGAGUGCACGGGAUGAAUCAUCCACCAAUCUCACGAAGAGAGCAGUUUCGAACGCAUCAAAAGCAGAGAAACCCUCUAGAUCGUCAUCCCGGACAACAUUUUCCCAACUGCUACAUCUUGCCAUCUAUGAGAAUGCCUUGCAAUUUGUAGAAUACGAGAACGAUGUACUUCUACUACACCUUCUUCUCACAAGUCUUGUCAAGCAUUUGGGAGUAAAUGCGAUCAGAAGCGGAUUACCUAUGAUGUUUCGAUUACAAGAAGAUAUAAAAUCGUUUGAACUCCCAGUUCAAAAAGUCCGAAUCGGAAGUCUAUGUCAUGGAUAUUUCUGGGCAUUGUGCGAGAAGUUCGAAAUUGAAAUGUCACCCGUUGGCAAGACAAUCCAAGACGAAAUCCGUCAACGUCAAAAGGCUAUGUUUUGGGCUGAUAGCAUUCGAUUUCCUCCUGUUAAACUCCAUGAUAUUGGCCCACAAGGGAAAGUGGUAUCUCAACAAGAACAAACUCCCAGUUAUGCUGGAGCCGACUCUUUGUCAACCUUUGAUGACAGGUUUCAAUUGGUCAAACUUAUCUCAUUAUCAUAUGCAGCAUCUCUAAGUUCUCCUCCAAGCAGCCCCCCAACAUCUCCUGGCCGAAGCUUUACCCAUCCAAUACUUAGUGCGGAUGUGCCUUCGUCAACACGAGAUACCAUCAUACCGGAAAGAAUCAAGGAAGAAAUGAUGUCAGAAUGGAAUAAGGAAUCUGUGAUUGCUGUUGCGCAGGAAACUAGCAAAACUGCCUCAAUCAGUGGGUCACGUGCAGGUACAAUGACCACUGGCCAUCGUAAUUUCCUUACUAUUAAUGGACUCGGUAAUGGUAGUAACAGUGGAACAGCAUCUCCUACUGGUGCUCAAAAUGUAAAAAGUGGGGCAAAUUCGACAUACGGAACCGCUAGCGGGAUUGGUGCCAUGCACAAACUGAGAAAAAGUAGUGGGCAUUCACAUGCGCCUACUAGUGAAUCAAGCCGUGGGUCAGUAACAAGGGUUGAUCAAUUAAAACGAGUACUCUCGGGUCAGACAGCACCUUUACCAGCUACAAGGGCCGGCGCGCCACAGAGUGAUGCAAGUAGUGAGAGCAUGGUUAGUUAUGACUUCUCAGCUUCAGAGAUAUCUAUCAACACGUACAACCAGCAGAAUAGUUCGGGUGUAGAACGAUCUGCAUCUAUGCGUUCGACCGGACGAUCGAGAUCGAAAUCACGAGAUAGAGCAGAUGCUGCACAUGAUGGCACAACAGUCCCCCCUGUUCCACCACUUCCAUCCUCGCUUGUGGGUGAAAACAUAUCCAUUCACGACCAAGCGCAAAAUCAUUCGCCCGAAGCAUUUCGAACCGGUCGAAGCACAAAAAGAAGCACAAAGAGUAGAGCUGGUGGAUACUCAGGUAUGCCAUGGGGUGAAGACAAUGGAAAGGUGGUAGAUCUCCAAGAUCUACUGAGUGGUAUUGAGAUUGGUGGGGAUGGAAAAGGAAAUGUUGGUAUGCCACCUUAUUGA
Molecule: messenger RNA, 3348 nt
Organism: Botrytis deweyae
Lineage: Eukaryota; Fungi; Ascomycota; Leotiomycetes; Helotiales; Sclerotiniaceae
Exons: 2
Coding region: 1-3348 (1115 amino acids)
Biological process (GO): protein localization to plasma membrane
Cellular component (GO): plasma membrane
Source: RefSeq, a predicted model, not a curated record